GCUUUGUUGAAGCUGGGAAGCCAUUUUGGGAUUCUGCAGGGUGGCAUAAUCCGAGGCUGCUGUCAACUCUCAAACUUCUUCUAAACGAUUCGGCUCCGGCUCCUCCUGUUUUAGAAGAGGAUGCCAAACUGAAGAAUUCAGGGUUCCUUCUGCAAGGGUGGAACGAUGCUGGAUUUGGAAAAGUUUCAGGUUUGAAAACAUGAUUUGAAAUAGCAACCAUGGAUUUUUCUCGACUUCACAUGUAUAACCCUCCCCAGUGCCUGCCAGAGAACACUGGCUAUACUUACGCACUCAGUUCAAGUUACUCAUUGACCGCGCUAGAAUUUGAAACUGAGCACAAGUUGGACCCCGUCUUUGACUCGCCAAGAAUGUCACGGCGCAGCUUACGCUUGUCUGCGGCAGGAUAUGGUGGUGCUAAAGAUGAGGGUCUCUUUGGAAGUGGCAGCUCCUAUGCUGGGAAAAAGACUUUUGCAGAUCGGUCACCCAAGAUCAUCAAACAACACAGCGCUACGAUGAAACAGUCCAGUUCGGCAAGAACUGCCUCAAGGAGAAAACUGCCCGGCUCUUCCGCUUUUAGCCACAGUAGUUUCAGUAGCCACAUAAGCGAUGGGUCUCUCGUCUCCAGCUUAUUGGAUGAGUCUUCAAUACAGGAGCAGACAGCUGUUGACCAUUUCUGGGGUCUCGACGACGAUGGUGACCUCAAAGCAGGUGGGGACCCUGCACCGGGUCAGGCCAAUGGUGAUAUUGCAAUGACCCAGAGCCAGAUUGAGCUCGGCAACGGAUACACCUGUAAUGAUUGCAGUAUGCUUUCAGAGCGGAAGGAAGCCCUCACGGCAUACUCCUCUUCUUGCAUGCCAACCUCAAGAAUUUACUCUAGGGAUCGAAGCCAAAAAUACAAAUCCAGGAGUCUCCCUUACUACAGCAGUAAGAUUCUGCGAGCAGCCAAGUACGCUUCAGCAUCUUUCACGUCGCUCAUAGUACAGCUGUUUCAGACGAUCGUGCUGAAACUGGGCUAUGAUUGUGAAGCUCACUCUAAUUACUGUGGAAGCAUGAAUGUAAAAGAAUUUCUCAGGGAAGAAAGCCACUUGGGUAUGAACGGAGAGUCCUUGUGUGAUGACUGUAAGGGGAAGAAACACCUUGAAACAUACACAGCAGCCCACUUGCAAUCCUCAAGGUCUAAAAGGAUAGCAAGAAGCCUUUGGCACAUCUUUUCUUACCCAGGUUACUUCUUAAUCCAUAUGUUGCAAAGAAUGAGAACAGCAGGAUGGCUUGUGACCCAGAAGGUUUUGUCUCUCCUUUGGCUGGCUAUUGUGUCCCCAGGGAAAGCUGCUGCAGGAGCAUUCUGGUGGCUCGGAACUGGAUGGUAUCAGCUCGUGGCCCUAAUCUCUCUGCUGAAUGUUUUUCUCCUUACAAGAUGUCUCCCAAAGAUGUUCAGGUUGCUGCUGUUCGUUCUCCCCCUACUUUUAUUGCUUGGUUUAUGGUGCUGGGGCCCUGAAGAUUUCCUUUCAUUGUUACCAGCUUUGAACUGGACAAGCAUACUCAGAAUGCACAGGUGGGAAAACUCUGUAAAGAGACUCGCACCUGCCCCUCAUUCAGGCCAGGCUGGUCAGUUUCCAGAGGUGACUAUGAAGUUCUUUGAUGCAGAUCGUGUAAGGGAGCUGGAAAAACAAAUGGCCCUGUUAUCAGAGAAGUGGCAUCACCGGGAUGAAGAAUUCAGUAAAGCGCUGCUGCUGGCGCAGAGCUUUCAGGAACAAGUCGCCCAAAUGAACGACCGAAGUGAAAUGUUGGCGCUCGUAAAAAACAUUGUGAGCCAGCAUCUUCCAAAGGCAGAAUCAGAUGAAGUGGCACACUCAGAGCAUAAAUUUUUGACUUUGCACCAAGAGCAUGAAUGGCGCCUUGUGACUUUAGAAGGCCUUCUGGCAAAACUCUCUGAAAAAUCUGAGGGCCUCCAGAAGGAUUUUGAAUUAACCAAAGCAAAAACAAUGAGUGACAUUGAUGAGCAAAACCAGAGUCUUUUGUCCAAGAUUAAGCACCUGGAAUUUGAGUUGGCGCAGCUGAAGUCAGAGUUUCUGAGUUUACGAGAUUGGAAGAGCCACUGUGACAUGACAGACGCCCUUCACGAAAAGGUUGAUGCCCGGAUUAAAGAAUCCAUCGGGGUUAUGUUUUUUGGUGAGCCAGAAGGGGAUAUCCCGGAAUCCUUGCUUCAGUGGCUGACUUCCAGAUUUGUGAGCAAAGCAGACUUGCAGAUUUUGUUGCGAGAUCUGGAGAUGCGCAUCCUCAGGAACAUCACUCUUCACAGGUCGGUCACAAACUCCAAGGUGACUUCAGAGGUAGUGACAAGUGCUGUGAAUGAAGCUGGCAUUGUAGGCAUCACGGAAGCGCAAGCACAAGUUAUUGUCAAUAAUGCCCUGAGGCUCUACUCUCAAGACAAAACAGGCAUGGUCGAUUUUGCUUUGGAAUCUGGAGGUGGCAGCAUUUUGAGCACUCGCUGUUCAGAGACGUACGAAACCAAAACAGCGCUGCUUAGUCUCUUCGGAAUUCCUUUGUGGUACUUUUCCCAGUCACCCCGGGUAGUGAUCCAGCCUGACAUGUAUCCUGGAAACUGCUGGGCUUUCAAAGGAUCACAGGGAUAUCUUGUUGUCAGACUUUCUAUGAUGAUUUACCCAACAUCUUUCUCCCUGGAACACAUACCAAAAACGCUUUCACCCACGGGCAAUAUUACCAGUGCUCCAAAGGAUUUUUCAGUAUAUGGUCUUGAAAAUGAAUAUCAAGAAGAGGGGAUACUUCUGGGCCAGUAUACAUAUGAUCAGGAUGGAGAACCAUUACAGAUGUUUCAAAUCUUGGAGACAACUGAAAAAGCAUUCCAAAUAGUGGAACUAAGAAUAUUUUCCAACUGGGGCCAUGCAGAAUAUACAUGCCUCUAUCGCUUCAGAGUGCAUGGGCUAACUGCUGAAUGAACACUACACUUGUUUUCCUAUUCUGGUUGUACAUCAUUUCUGUUUUUAAGUUUAUAAAGGGAAAGCUUUGAACACUGGAAUCCUUAAAAGAUGAGGAUGUGUGAUGUACUACAGGUUCCAUAAUUCUUUCCUGGCUAAAUGUAGAAGACUGCCAACAAAAUUGUACCCCAAACCUAAUGGUUAUCUGCUCAGACGCUCAACUUGUAACUGCCAGACAGCUUUAUAUUUUUAAUGUGUUCUUUCUGAGGGAAAAAAAUGCAUGCCAACUGCUCUCAUAAGUCCAAUUAGCCAAUUACUAACCCCUAUUUUAAUAUGUCAGAAGAUAAAGCUUUUAAAUUUUCCUUUUGGCCAAUAGGAAUCUGUUUUUAAUAUUGGGACUCUCCUCUGCACCUUUGUGUGAUUAAGAUAAAAAGAACAGUGGAUGAAAUUUAGUAUGUCCUGCUGUUUAUGCAGUUCUCAGUGAGAUGGUUUGUUUGCAAUUCCAGCACAAGCCACCUUGAAGCUACAGUCUGUAACCACUGCUCAGAAUUGUGCCUCAAGAACUCAUUAGCAGCUUCUCAAUCCUGAAGCCACUUCAGUCAUUCCGUGCAGCAUUUAGUUUUUUAUGUUGAAGGUUCUGAUUUCAACUGAAACAUGCUUUUGUGUUCAUCUUCUGGAUUUAGGACAUUUUUCCUUAAACAUAUAUUUUAGUAAAAAAAAAAAAAAAAAUCCUUUGCUUUAAUGUUAGAGUCCAAGAAAACAUUGGGCACCAGAUUGCUGACAAAAUUAGGAGUCAAACAAGCAAAUGAAUAUCAGUAGCAAUUGUUUAACAUAGAAAGGGCUUACUCUGAUUUUUAAAAAAGACUGACCCGUUAAACAAGUUGAUGGUUCUAGUAAGAAAUAGGGAUUGAGUGAAUUGGUAAGUUGCCUUGAGUGCUGAAGGCAAAAUGGCCCACAUGUUUCAGCAUCAAGUGAAUCAGAUGAAUUAAGGAGGUUGUUACAUUGAGAAGAAAUGGUUUGGAUGGAAUUGAAUUAGACAGAUUUGUAAUAGUAGAUGGCUACCAUGUGAUGGGAGAUAAUGAAAAGGAAAUGUAGAGGUGGAGUCCGGCUUAGAAGAUUAUAGCAGAAACACUAAACCUCAGAGAAAACAGCUUACCAGUAAAAUUCAUGCCUGGAGCUUAUUCACAUGUUGGGUUUUGUGCAGUUUAACUUCCCAAAGUUCACUCUGUGCUCUGGGAUUGCUGCUAAUCUCUGAAAAUUCAGGGGAAGCUUCACAAGGUUGAAUGUAUGGAAAAGCACAAACAGCACAGUUUUGAAUCAGUUCUCCAAAAAAAAGUAUAUACUUUUUUUUUAAGCAUGCGUAUGUACAUAAUAAAAAUUGGGUUAUCACCUUCAGGAUGGCACCUGAAGCUAUUAUUGGAUUCUUAAUGGAAUUUCCCUUAAAGUAAUUUAAUACAAGCCCUGGCAAUUCAGCUUUUUAAAAUAUAAUUCUGAAAUAUUGUCAGAAUCUGCCUCAGAAAAAGCUUUUUUGUUCGGUGAAAAUGUUACUUUAGGUCCUGUUUUUUUUUGGAAGGUAAACUUUUCAGAAAAGAGAUAUGCUGACUGUUUUCUUUUAAAUGGAGUAAACAUAUGUUGCACAAGAGUCCUCAAAUAUUUAUAAAAGCAAGUUUUAUUCUUGAAUACCACUUGUUCAUCUGAGUUUAGCUGGAAGUAGAACCAGUGGCCUGUUAAGAACAGCUUGGUAAAGCCUGUUACCAGUUUUAAGAAUUUAAUUCCAAAUUAUCCUGUAUAAAUCCAGAUUGGGGGAGGACAGGGGUUGGUUUUUUGUUUUUUUGCAUAACACUAACUUAUUUUUUAAAAAGUGAGAUAGGACUUUGUGCAAUGUAUUUUUGUAAAUGCUUUUUCAGAAUAUUUGUCUCUGGUAUCCUUUGCUGCCUCCUAACUGACAAGAAGCUAUUGAAAAAGUUUAAGAAUUUUAAUUUUUGAAAGUGCAUGUAAUAUUUGGAACUAAGAAUAAAGUUUCCUUUUGGGUAUUUA
Candoia aspera is the source of this 4973-nucleotide messenger RNA. It is a transcript of the gene SUN1, whose product is annotated as Sad1 and UNC84 domain containing 1. The coding region runs from base 219 to 2957 and encodes 912 amino acids. The transcript is spliced from 23 exons. The record is from RefSeq and is a predicted model, not a curated record. Lineage: Eukaryota; Metazoa; Chordata; Lepidosauria; Squamata; Candoiidae. Gene Ontology annotation, molecular function: protein-membrane adaptor activity. Gene Ontology annotation, cellular component: nuclear envelope; meiotic nuclear membrane microtubule tethering complex.